UUCUGCAGGUAUGCAUUCUGAUCUAGUUGACUGUGAGCAGUUAGAUACGUGAUCCAAAUCUUAUCUACGUCAGUCAGAACUUUAUAUAGCAGACAAUGUCCCAACCGCUGCGAAAAAGCGGAAAUGCAAAGAUAAAGAUGUCACAACCUAAUGAUUAUGGUCUCCAUGGACAUAUUUCCUCACUCAUGGCCAAAUGCUCGAAGUGUUUGGAUUUCCGACAGGUCCGUGCCAACACAAGUGACCGGUCAGCACGAGAGUUAAUAUAGAGGACCCCGCCAUACUUUUGGGUUUGUCUUCUGGCAUAAGCGUAUGCCACUUACGCCCUCGUGUCAUCAACAACGACGCGGUCUGACUCGUCUUUUGGCUUUAUUGGAUUAUUCAAGAUGAUUUCCGGGUCGGAAUUGCGAAUGACCCGAACUACAAUUUGUCCCUCCCUGUCUCUACCGCGUAGAGUAUGUAUUGUGUAGGCGAGACAGGCGAGGUCAUACUGUUGUAUUUAUCUCACUAAGAUGCCCCUUAGGUCUAUAAAGGUCGAAAUGGAAUAAUCUAUCAAUCUUUCAGAAGGAUUGGUUUGAACAGUAGUAUUGUUAUUGAGGAAAAUAUGGCACGAAGACCUGUCAAUCUUAUGGACGGAGAGCGUGCAGUCGUCAUUCUCUGAAGACAUACCUUAGCACCUCGGUGUGAGUCUAUUUAUGAGGUGGACUUAUGUGCCUGACUUGCUCCGUUGUUUCGAGUCGUCACCCCCGGGUAGUGGACUAGGACCUCAGCACAUACAGGGAAACAAGAGUGACGCUUGGCAGAUAACGCUAUGGAUGGGCAAUGUAUUGCCAGUGGGUGAAUUUUACACAGAGUUCCUCGUUUCUGUCAUUGAUCAGUUCUUCCCAACUCAGACGAAAAGAUCCGCUAACCUGAAAGCCGAUGAGGAAGUCGACCGAGGAACCAUCUUCCCUCUCGUGGACCACUAAAAGGUCUCUACUCCGUUGUAUUCGCAUCCGCCAUUCGAGACAGGAGAUGUCUCAUGUGAUGCCUGUGCUCUCUGCGUGCCGGUUCUGCGUGAAGGUGAAACGAAUGCUUUACUGCUAGAAACCUCAUCCCCUUGUAAAGCACUCGGUCAGCUUGCACCAGGAGGAAUGACCGAUUGGGCAGGGCUGAUGUCCGCAUCUGGACAGAAGUGUAGAUCCAUAUUGAGGAACUUGCCUUUCGCCUGUAGAGAACGGAUCCGGUAGAUUAUUCCAUUUCGACCUUUAUAGACCUAAGGGGCAUCUUAGUUCAGACAUUAACAGCUAUUGUAGCUGACUGCGUUCAUCAACUCUUGCGUUCCAGGUACUCUUUUUAGUUAAAAAUGUCGUAAAGUUGGGUCUAAAUUUGAACGUA
Marchantia polymorpha subsp. ruderalis is the source of this 1374-nucleotide messenger RNA. The record is from the annotation of a GenBank genome assembly. Lineage: Eukaryota; Viridiplantae; Streptophyta; Marchantiopsida; Marchantiales; Marchantiaceae.